Molecule: messenger RNA, 1351 nt
Organism: Paramecium sonneborni
Lineage: Eukaryota; Ciliophora; Oligohymenophorea; Peniculida; Parameciidae
Source: the annotation of a GenBank genome assembly
AUGGGUUCAUGCAAUUAAUGUAUGUAGAGACAAGAACCGUUGUAAUAAGUAGCAAUAUAGAACAAUCCCGUGAAUUUAUUGGAGGAAAAUCAUAUUAAAAUGGCAAUAAGAAUUUAGACAGCAUAUCGUGCAUAUAUUUGUAGAUAAAGAUUUAAGUAAGAGUAUAAGUAAGAGAAGUAGAUAAGAAUUAGCGAAAAGAAGAUCCAUGAAUUAAAAGAGAAGUAAUUCAACAGAUGACUGUUUAAUUGAACAUCAUACUAACUCUUAUUCUCCAAGAAUAGAUCCUUAGGAGAAUCGAAAUGUAUUGCUUAUGAUUGAUUAUCAUGGGAAAAGGAAAAGUCUUUCUCAUUUCGGAAGAGAAUUUAGUGCUAAAUUAUAACCAAAAGAAUCAGAUUCAUUAGAUGAUGGUGAUUCUGAAUAAGUGGAAUAAACACCUUUGUAAUAGAGUACAUCUCCACCUAUAAAAUCUAUACGAUCUUCAUAGAAUUAAUAAUCUAAGAAAAUGUAAUCCUUUAGAUUUCGAUGUGUUUUAACUCAUGAAAUAUUAGAACCUAGGGAUAAGAUUAAAUUAUAAACAAUUAAUAAAAGAAUUAAAUUAGAUUCUAUUAAGUUAGUUGGUGGUAACAUUUACAAUGGUGAAUGGUUGGAUUAAAUGCCAGAUGGAAAAGGAAAAUAUACUUUCUCUGAUUAAUCUUUUUAUUAAGGGGAAUUCAGUAAGGGUUGUUUGCAUGGUAGAGGAGAAUUUAAAAGUAAAGAGGGUAAUACUUAUAGAGGUGAAUGGUAGAAUAAUAAAAUGCAUGGAUAAGGGAUUUAUAUGUAUAAUAAUGGUUGUAAAUAUGAAGGUAUUAUUAUGUAUAAUUAUCAAUUAAGGGAAUUGGGAAAGAGAUCUACCUAAUGGAGAAGGAAUGGAAUGGUAUAUGAAUGGAUCAGUAUAUGUAGGUAAUUUCUUAAAUGGAGAAAAACAUGGAUUAGGAAAAAUUACAUUCAUAACUGGAGAAAUCUAUGAAGGAGAAUUUGAAUUUGAUGAUUUUAAUGGAAAAGGAAUAUAUGUAUUAUUUACAGUAGAUUUAUCUAGAGAUGGCAAGAUGGUAGAGUUUAUGAAGGAAAUUGGUAAGAUGGAAAAAUGAAUGGUAAAGGCAGAUUAACAUGGCCAGAUGGAAGAUAUUAUGAAGGUGAGUAUUUUAAUGAUUAAAAACAUGGCUUUGGUAUUUUCUAAUUUGCUGAUGGCCGUAAAUAUAUUGGAUUAUGGAAAUAAGGACUUUAGCAUGGAUAAGGAGAAUUCUAUAAAUGUAUUGGAUAAAAUUCUACUAAAGGCAUUUGGAAACAAGGAAAACUAAUUAAACUUCUAUGA